Molecule: messenger RNA, 3028 nt
Organism: Syngnathus typhle (broad-nosed pipefish)
Lineage: Eukaryota; Metazoa; Chordata; Actinopteri; Syngnathiformes; Syngnathidae
Product: E3 ubiquitin-protein ligase RNF38-like
Exons: 13
Coding region: 336-2237 (633 amino acids)
Source: RefSeq, a predicted model, not a curated record
AUUGAUCUCCUCUACACUCCCUGCUGACCGGAGAAAACAUUUGAUAGCGAACCCAAGAAGGGGAAUUAAUUAGCCCGACAAAACGUUCAUAUUUCCCCCAUUUCGGUGCCCUUGGACGAGCGCGGCCCACCCAGAAGCACCGUUUGUCGGCCUUACGUCGACAUAACACGGCGUUUUGUGUCCACUUAACGUCGCCACGGUUGGACUUGUUUUCCCCAUCGCAGCCCGCUUCCUGUUAGCUUGUGCUAGCUUAGGGGAACCGACAUUAUGCUAAUGAACGCGCCAGUAUAGUUUGCCAUCGCAAAGGGGUGGAACGGCACCGCGAUCGGCCAACCAUGGACCCCCCGAGGACACGCUCACGGUCUCGGUCUGGCUUCUAUCAUUUUGCCGUGAGCAACCCCGCUGGAGGUAACGGCGGCGGUAACGCGCUCGGUAAUGGGAGCAUGAUGAACGCCGAAGGAGGAGGAGGAAUGAGCUUCCCGCAGCAAAGCAACGCCGGUUGGGCACCGCAUCACGUCGGCCGCGGCGGCUAUCCGGAGAACCACCAGCAGCAGCAGCAGCAGCAACCGGGCACUUACCUGCCCGCAGGGGCGCAGCGUCACGGAGCUCACCGGCACCCUGGAAACGGAGGAGUGCUACACUUUCAUCCAGAUAAUGUGUUCAAUGAGGAUCGAGACAAAAUGGAAGAUUGCCCUAGCCCAAAAAGACAGCGUCUUUCUCAGCAGUCCAUUUUAGAUCUAAGCUCCGCGCCUUCCUCUACCCCUUCCUCCCCCAUUCGUCCCUGGGAGCUCACCCCCAGUCGCAGGCCGCAUGCCCACUAUGCACCAGAGAGAUGUCACACACCUGUCCGCAAUCGAAGAAGCCCGCCAAUGCGACGCCCUCGUGGCCGCAGAGACCGCCUGACACGUCAUCACCACACACACAACCACCACCACCAUUACAACAACAACAGCCAUCACCACCCCAACAAUCACCCUCACCACCACCACCACCAUCAUCACCACCUGCACUCCCACCAUGGGCUGUCCUCUGGCCACCAAGACGAGAACUACCGUCACUCAGCCCACCCUCAGGGGUACCUGCCCUAUGGCCAGCAGCCCCAUAGAGGGCCCGGGUCCGGCAUGGAAGAGCGCCAAGUUUACCACCCCCCAAACCCCUCCCCGAGACCCCUUCAUCCGUCCUCAAACUUGUCUCCUCGACUGCUGCACCCUGCGGCGCACCCACACCCAUCGCAGCCACAGAGUAGCGGGGUGUUGGACCUUCAGGAACAGGGUUCAGCUCCGGUAACAUAUCCCGUGUCCCCCCCGGGGCCUCCGCCUGGUCUACCGCCUCGUUCAGCCCCGCAGCAAAUCCCAGCAUGCUCGGUCGUCUUCAGUGGACAGCACUAUCCCGUCUGCAGUGUCGCUCCUCCUGUCCUGCAGACUUGCUCUGUGCAGCACCUACCCAUGCCCUACCCGUUCCCUCCCCUGCUAUCCGGUGACCAAGCCUUUCUCCUCCCCCCACCUCCUCACCUCCCUCAUCCUCCCACGCACCUUUCCCACCAUCCACCUCACCUGCCGCAGCCUGGACAGUUUGGACCCUACACGACACAGCAGGCCCGUUCACCUUUACAGAGGAUAGAAAAUGACGUGGAGCUGUUGGGAGAGCAUCUGUCUUUGGGUGCAGGACUUCACUACCCUCCUGGCACCCAUCCAGCCCUCACCCCACACUCCACACAGCUCCAUUUCCUCUCCCAUGAGCCCAUGCCCCAGGAGUUCUUUGGAGUGUCCUACCCAAACUUAAUCCCCCGUCGCCUCGCGGGCCGAAGGUACCGCUCGCAACAGCCGCUGCCGCCUUCGCCUUAUCACCCCAGCCUCCUGCCUUACUUCCUAUCAAUGCUCCCUGUCCAGCCAACUGGCCCUGCAAUCAGUCUUGAGUUGGAUGUCGAUGAUGGAGAAGUGGAAAAUUAUGAGGCUCUCCUCAAUCUUGCCGAGCGUCUUGGGGAGGCCAAACUCAGAGGACUUACCAAGGGAGACAUUGAGCAGCUUCCUUCCUAUCGCUUCAACCCAAAUAACCAUCAAUCUGAACAAACACUGUGUGUGGUGUGUAUGAGUGAUUUUGAGUCCCGCCAACUGCUCCGAGUUCUGCCCUGCAGCCACGAAUUCCACGGCAAGUGUGUCGAUAAAUGGCUGAGGGCCAACCGGACGUGUCCCAUUUGCAGGGCUGACGCCUCCGAGGUCCAGAGAGAUUCUGAGUGAUCACAUGACACAUGCUACAAUACAAAUGAGACAUUUUCAGCACUGCCUGCUCUGCCUCUUUCUCAUCUGUUACAUACAUGUACAUGAUUGUAUAUGCACAGACAGACACAGUUUCCUUCAUUAUUUCUAUUUAAGUUGUGUGUGCCCAAUGUUUGUUCUUAUUUCUUUUUGAACGGCACAACCUUCCUACUUAAUUACUCUGUGUUGAUGUGUGCACCAUAAGAGUUCACGUGUAUUUUGGUCAGCUUUAUUUAGCAAGCCUCUAAAAGAGGAUUGUGUGUGAGAUUUUUGUGGACAUUUGAGCAUGAACGUGCAGGUCUGCAUGUGUGCCGAAUGUAUGUGUCAGAGUAAAGACAGGACAACUUCUCAUGAGUGAUUGGUAAUAUUCCAUUUGUAUGUUCCUGCACUGUGGGUCUUUAUGUAUAAUAUAACAAUGUGUAUGAAGAAAUUCCUUUUUAUUUAGUUUGACUUCAAGGGUCCAUGGUGCCACUAUUUAAUCAUUGUUUUUUUUUUGUUUUUUUUGAUGGUCCUCAUGAAUUAGUGGUUAUAUUGACCAUAAUGAGUGACUGUUCUGCCUGGCAUUUUACCUCAUUCUUGUCUCCACUUAUUACAAGAGCUUCACAGCACUAAAAGUAAGCACAUAUUAUGCAUUUUUCCCCUUUUUUCUUUGUUUGAAUGUUUGUGACUUUGCAGUGGCACAUGUUAUAUAGAUAUAUCUCACUAUAUAAAUAUGUAUACUGUAUAAUAUCUGUAUACCAAAUAAAAGGCUUGAUAAGAAGUUUUUAAACUUG